Epinephelus fuscoguttatus (brown-marbled grouper) is the source of this 1634-nucleotide messenger RNA. It is a transcript of the gene ldlrad2, whose product is annotated as low density lipoprotein receptor class A domain containing 2. The transcript is spliced from 5 exons. The record is from RefSeq and is a predicted model, not a curated record. Gene Ontology annotation, molecular function: protein binding. NCBI's taxonomy places the organism in Eukaryota, Metazoa, Chordata, Actinopteri, Perciformes, Serranidae. Bases 133 to 1311 code for a protein of 392 amino acids.
GAUGGAGAGCACACUGGAUAGACUCUCUCUUCUUCUCCUUCACUGACCACAUGUGACAAGUUGAAGUGAAGUCAGAAUGACUCUGGUGUCUCCUCUGUGAGCUCUCCUUUGCGCGCUCGUGUCUCAGCCUGGAUGAUGGAGGUGGAGGCGGAGAGCUGCUGGCAGCGUCUGCUCAGGCUGCUCCUUCUGAUCUGCUUCAUGCCUCUCCGCAGCUCGGCCAUCGAGACCGUGAACGUGGUGGACUUCUGUGGCCAGACGAUCCGCAGUGACGGCAUGAUCGUCAACUCACACCAGGAAUCCAAGAAGUACUACUUUGUGACCAUGGCAACUGACUGCCAUCUCACAAUGCAGGCCAGCUCCCCUAAAGACAAGGUCCAGUUCCACUUCCGCUUCUUUCUGGUAUACAGUUUGCUACGAGUGGCCCCUCUGAGCCCGGCCCCUCUGCUUCCAGAGUCCCCUCGAGGCUCCGCCCCUCUCAACCCCAGACUGGAGCCCACAUCUGGUGAAAGCUCAGGAGAUCCAUGUCAUGCUGGCUCAUAUGUCCAGUUCUAUGACGGACGGGACAGGAGCUCGCCUCCCCUCGGGCCUCCUCUUUGUGGGAAGAGCCCACCCCGGCCGGUGCUGUCCACAGGAAACUACCUGACCCUGAGGCUGGUGACCCGGGGGACUCAACCCAGAGUGGACUUUGUGGGGGACUUCACCUCCUUCAGACUGGGUUUUAACCAAUCUCAGUGCAGCAAUGAGCCCUAUUUCACCUGCAGGAAUGGGAAGUGUAUCCCUCUCAGUCUGGUGUGUGAUGAUAAAGGCAUUGACAACUGUGGGGAUGGCAGUGACCUGGAGGAAAACCUGACUACAGGUUGUAAAGCAGGUCAGCUUUUAUCUCCUGAACCUCCACCGCCAAUAGCAACCCCACCUCCACCUUUUGUAAAUCCACCCACAGUGCCGAUGUCUUCACACAUCAAUUGUGGCAUGCCAGACAGCGCUCCCAGUCAUGAGUCUGUAACAGACUCCCCCGCCUCCCUGUCCCUGUUAGUUCUCUACAUCAUCCUGGGAGUAGUGGCAGGCAGCGUGGUGCUCUGCUGGUGCUGCUGGUCACCCGGCUGGUUCCUGUGGCGCGUCAGCUUCUGUCGCUUCGUACCUUGCUGCAACUCGGCCUGCGCCUCCUGCCAGCUCUGCGCCCGCAGCUGCACCAACAGCAAGGAGCGCCGACUGGCAAAAGUUACCCCACACACACCAGUCAACGGCACCCCGGCAGGCCCGGCAGCCACCAACAACAGUGCUGAUGAAAAUGUAACCACGGCAGCUGUCUAGAGCAGGAGGACUAUGAUCAGUUUUGUCAUGUUGGGACAUGGGUGCAGUGGUAUGCUGAUACUGAGCUGUGAUCAGUGAACAGACAUGAACAGUUGCUGCGUGAGGCAGUGCAACAUGACCAAGAAUCUUUACAGUGAAGGUUGGACUGAUGUGGUCCAGUAUGUAAUUCUGAAAUGAGCAGAGCUGAAUGGUUUAACUGUGGUUUGUGUGCUUUAAAUGUGAUGAUGCAGGUGAUGACACUGUUGUGUUUAUAAGAAGGUAAAGCAGGGUACAGUAUGACUAUGGAUUGUGUAAAAAGUAUGAAUGUAUCUGAAAGGAUAAGA